Ambispora gerdemannii is the source of this 819-nucleotide messenger RNA. The record is from the annotation of a GenBank genome assembly. NCBI's taxonomy places the organism in Eukaryota, Fungi, Glomeromycota, Glomeromycetes, Archaeosporales, Ambisporaceae.
AUGGAUGCUCUUGUCGAACAAAAUUCCAUAGAUGACGCAGCUGAACCCGCUCGAACUCCCGAUGCCUCAGAUGUUUCCGAGGGGGAAGAUUUAACUGACGAGGUAGUAGAUAAUACAACACCGCUAAGUCAUGGUGGUCGACAAACAGGACCAAAAGGAGUAAUAGCAGAUCACGCCUUCCAUGAACAAAUGGCCAGGGAACGUAAAACAGCAUUUAUAAAAUCAUACAAUGAACGUAUGCUUUCAAAAGCAAUAACAACUACGACUUUCCGGGAAGACCAAGAAAGAAACAAGCAAGAGGAAGCAUUACUGCAAGAGCUAGAGAAUAUCAGUUCCGACGAAGACGACGAAGACGAGCAAGAAGUAAUUCGUAGAUAUCGAGAACAACGAAUAAAAGAAAUGAAAAACCACGAAUACUACAAAUCGAGACCAAAGUUUGGAUUUUUGAAAGAGGUUUCGGCCGGUCAAUAUGUUAGCGCUAUUGACAAUGAGGCAGCGAAUGUAUCUAUCGUGUUACAUUUAUACGAAAAUUCUAUUAUAGAGUGUAUACGAUUAAACGAAUGUCUAGUACAUCUAGCACGGAAAUACGCAUGCGUGAAAUUUCUUCGCGUUCUAGCGCACGAAUUAGAUUUUGAUCCAGCUGGAUUACCUGCUAUCUUAGCCUACAAGAAUGGUAAUUUGAUUGCUAAUCUCGUAAAAAUAACGGAAGAAUUUGAUAAGCCAGAUUUUGAUUCGAACAUCGUGGAACAAGUUUUGUUAAGAAAUGAGGUAUUCACAGCUGCAGAUAUUUCACCAGACUUUUCUUCAACAAACAAUUGA